Messenger RNA from Aspergillus niger, 1668 nucleotides. RefSeq lists its product as uncharacterized. Gene Ontology annotation, molecular function: monooxygenase activity; heme binding; iron ion binding. Bases 1 to 1668 code for a protein of 555 amino acids. NCBI's taxonomy places the organism in Eukaryota, Fungi, Ascomycota, Eurotiomycetes, Eurotiales, Aspergillaceae. The record is from RefSeq and is a predicted model, not a curated record. The transcript has 4 exons.
AUGGUGUCCUCGAUGCUGACCGCCGCUCUAGUGGGCGUGUUUUCGCAUCUUACGUAUUUCCGGCGAGGCGAGCAUCAACUCUACGGCACCACCUAUACGCAGGUUUUCGGUGUGCUGAACGCCACUGCGGUCGCUUACCUGCAUGUGUCAUGGGGAAUCGCAUGGCAAGAGGCCCUGAUCACCGUCUCCUUGCAUGCAGCAUCCUAUCUCCUUGGCAUAUUCAGCAGUCUACUGCUCUAUCGUCUGGCGUUCCAUCCACUGGGGGCAUUCCCUGGUCCAUGGCCCGCCCGAAUUUCGGAUCUGUGGCUCUGUUCACAGAUGAAAAACAACAACAGACAUAUCAAGCUGACUGAGCUGCAUGAGAAGUACGGGCCCUACGUCCGGAUUGGACCCUCCACUCUAUCCGUCAUCGACCCCAAGGCUGUCAACAUCAUUCAUGGCCCAUCUUCGCGCUGCCUGAAGAGCGGCUGGUACGACCACUCCCAUCCCAACAAGUCAUUGCAGACGAGUCGAGACCCGGCCGAGCACCAGCAGCGCCGGAGAUUAUGGAGCACCGCGUUUGGCAGCAAGCAGCUGCGCGGGUAUGAGCAUCGCGUGCGCAAGUACCGUCAACAGCUCGUGGAUCGGUUCGUAGAAAGGGAGGGUCAGCCUGUGGACGUGACCAAGUGGUUCGACCUAUACACCUAUGACGUGAUGGGAGACCUGGCAUUCGGAGAGGGUUUUGGAUGCCUUGAGCAAGGCGAGUACCAUUGGGCCACACAGAUUAUGAUGGAGACAAUGGAUUUUGUUGGCAGCAAUCUACCCAUGUGGCUGUUUCGAAUGGUCUUGGAGGUUCCAGGACUCAAAAGUGGAUGGUACAAGUUCCUGGAUUACUAUGAGACGAGGCUGGUGGAGAGAAUGAGGGUGAGCUUCCAUCGUACUUUCGUCCCGUUCGGUGAGCUGACCAAACAGAACGAGCCUGAUGUGCCCGACAUCAGCGCAGCGCUCCUAGCACCCUUCAAAGGCAAAGAGCCUGGGAAAGAAGACCAGCAGUGGCUGGGAGGAGAUUCGCGGCUAAUUAUUGUUGCUGGGAGUGACACCACCGCCUCGACGCUUGUUUCUUUGUUCUAUGAGCUCUGCCAUCAUCCUGACGAGGUUGAGAAGCUUCGUGCCGAACUGGCCCCAGUUGUCAAUGAGCAUGGACGCCUUGGCGACUUUUACGACAGCGAUAUUGGUCACUUGGCACACCUCAACGGUGCCAUCAACGAAGCCAUGCGUCUAUAUCCGGCGGUUCCGUCGGGAGUACAGCGGAUAAUGCCUCCUGAGGGCAUUACGGUGGAUGGAGUGUCCAUCCCAGGCAACACCACGGUUAUAAAUCCGGUGCUUGCAAUGGGACGGUCGGAAUUGAGCUAUAAAAAGCCGCUAGAGUUUAUCCCCGAGCGGUGGUACCAGCAGCCCGAGCUGAUCAACGAUCAAUCAGCCUUUGUUCCAUUCAACAUCGGUACCUACAACUGCAUUGGCAAGCCAUUGGCUCUUCAGAAUCUGAGGGCAACAGUGGCACAUCUAGUCACGACAUUCAAUGUGAAGUUCGCGCCAGGAAAUGCGGAGAAAGAUUUGAUCCAACGGUCGAAGGAUUGUUUCGUCUUGUAUCAUGGUGAACUGGACUUGAUUUUCACACGGCGGAAGUAG